Messenger RNA from Paramecium octaurelia, 3086 nucleotides. Lineage: Eukaryota; Ciliophora; Oligohymenophorea; Peniculida; Parameciidae. The record is from the annotation of a GenBank genome assembly.
AUGUUACCCUUCAUAUCAAGCUUAAUUAGAAAAAAGGAAUUUUAAGAUUUUGCCGGAGUUUGUAGAGGCAUCUACAGAGUAAUUGAUGGAGUCACUUAACCUUAAUUAAUUAAAGAUAAUCUAAUAGAUCAAUUCAAAUAGGAAAAAUAGACCACCACCAUAAAUGAAAAAAGUGAAACAAUCAAAAAGCCAGAAUAUAGUUCAAUAUAGAAUUAAACUCCUUAGCCCAUAUAUGGAGUAUAAGAAUAAUAGUAACCACCUCAACAAAUCAACAACAAAAUAAAUGAGUAGAUUAAAGAUACCCAUCAAAGGAAAGGUAUUGAAUAAGAUCAAUAAAGCAAUGAUUAGUAAUCUUAAAUUCCUUCUCCUCCUCCUAUCAAUAAAUAAUUUACUGAAAAUAAAGUGCCUUAAACAGCAAUUGGAAGAGUGUAUGAAUUUGGAGCCUUGGGCGUUAGUUUGGCAACUAAUGCGAUGAAAACGAUGGUCACUUAAUAAAAUGUACAAAUUAAUUGAGAAUAAUAGGUGUCUUUUAGAUAGGCGUUGGUAAGUGAGGAGAAUGCUUCUCUCUUGGCCAAGGGUCUUUGCAAAAUGAGAGGCGCCCCCUUGAAACUCGCUCAAGCUUUAAGUAUUCAAGAGGAUGAAGUCAUUCCAAAACACAUUCGAUAGGCUUUUGAAUAGGCUAGGUAGAAUGCUGACAUCAUGCCCUAAAAGUAACUAGAGAAAGUACAAGAAAUAUUGUUAAAGAAUAGAUGCUCAAACAAGAGUUAGGCAGUGAUUGGAUGAGCAAAUUCAAAGAAUUCGAACUCAAACCCUUUGCUGCUGCUUCGAUUGGACAAGUGCAUGAAGCCAUUACAUCAUAAGGGUAACGUGUGGCUGUCAAAAUUCAAUAUCCAGGAGUGAAGGAAGCCAUAGAUAGUGAUUUAAACAAUCUGAAAAGACUUAUGGAAUAUACCAACUUGUUCCCAAAGACCAUGUUCUUAGAUAAAUUGAUAGCCAAUACCAGAAGGGAAUUGCAUGAGGAAUGCGAUUAUAAGAUAGAAGCUGCAAAAUAAAUGAAUUAUAGGAAGUUAUUUGGAAAUCAACCUGAAUUUGCCAUUCCUGAAGUGAUUAGCGACUUGUCAACGACCAGGAUCUUGACUGCUGACUACUUGUAUGGAGACACAAUUGAUUUUGCAGCUGAAAAUUACCCUUAGCAUUUGAGAAAUGAAAUCGGGAGAAGAGUGAUGAGUCUGACACUCUAAGAACUCUUUAAAUUUAGAACCAUGCAGACAGAUCCAAANGAGUUUAUUUUAUUAAAUAUAAAAUUAAUUCUGGUAUGUUACCCUUCAUAUCAAGCUUAAUUAGAAAAAAGGAAUUUUAAGAUUUUGCCGGAGUUUGUAGAGGCAUCUACAGAGUAAUUGAUGGAGUCACUUAACCUUAAUUAAUUAAAGAUAAUCUAAUAGAUCAAUUCAAAUAGGAAAAAUAGACCACCACCAUAAAUGAAAAAAGUGAAACAAUCAAAAAGCCAGAAUAUAGUUCAAUAUAGAAUUAAACUCCUUAGCCCAUAUAUGGAGUAUAAGAAUAAUAGUAACCACCUCAACAAAUCAACAACAAAAUAAAUGAGUAGAUUAAAGAUACCCAUCAAAGGAAAGGUAUUGAAUAAGAUCAAUAAAGCAAUGAUUAGUAAUCUUAAAUUCCUUCUCCUCCUCCUAUCAAUAAAUAAUUUACUGAAAAUAAAGUGCCUUAAACAGCAAUUGGAAGAGUGUAUGAAUUUGGAGCCUUGGGCGUUAGUUUGGCAACUAAUGCGAUGAAAACGAUGGUCACUUAAUAAAAUGUACAAAUUAAUUGAGAAUAAUAGGUGUCUUUUAGAUAGGCGUUGGUAAGUGAGGAGAAUGCUUCUCUCUUGGCCAAGGGUCUUUGCAAAAUGAGAGGCGCCCCCUUGAAACUCGCUCAAGCUUUAAGUAUUCAAGAGGAUGAAGUCAUUCCAAAACACAUUCGAUAGGCUUUUGAAUAGGCUAGGUAGAAUGCUGACAUCAUGCCCUAAAAGUAACUAGAGAAAGUACAAGAAAUAUUGUUAAAGAAUAGAUGCUCAAACAAGAGUUAGGCAGUGAUUGGAUGAGCAAAUUCAAAGAAUUCGAACUCAAACCCUUUGCUGCUGCUUCGAUUGGACAAGUGCAUGAAGCCAUUACAUCAUAAGGGUAACGUGUGGCUGUCAAAAUUCAAUAUCCAGGAGUGAAGGAAGCCAUAGAUAGUGAUUUAAACAAUCUGAAAAGACUUAUGGAAUAUACCAACUUGUUCCCAAAGACCAUGUUCUUAGAUAAAUUGAUAGCCAAUACCAGAAGGGAAUUGCAUGAGGAAUGCGAUUAUAAGAUAGAAGCUGCAAAAUAAAUGAAUUAUAGGAAGUUAUUUGGAAAUCAACCUGAAUUUGCCAUUCCUGAAGUGAUUAGCGACUUGUCAACGACCAGGAUCUUGACUGCUGACUACUUGUAUGGAGACACAAUUGAUUUUGCAGCUGAAAAUUACCCUUAGCAUUUGAGAAAUGAAAUCGGGAGAAGAGUGAUGAGUCUGACACUCUAAGAACUCUUUAAAUUUAGAACCAUGCAGACAGAUCCAAAUCCUUCCAAUUUCUAUUUUGAUAGACACAAUAAUAAGUUGAUUCUACUUGAUUUUGGAGCAGGUAGUUCAAUUAUUUAGUAAUUCUAGUUCAUGAAUACACUAAACCCUUUAUGGACAAUUACAUUGGAGUCAUUUAUGCUGCCACCAUUUAGGAUCGAAAGGAGUGUUUGCAAAGAUCUGUUGAUUUAGGGUUUUUGACAGGAGAGGAAAGCAUCCGAAUGAAGGAAGCCCAUGUAGAUUCUAUCAUAUGUGUUGGAGAACCAUUCAGACAUCAAGGGGAGUUCGAUUUUGGAGAACAAUAGAUGACCAAAAAGAUAUAUGAACUUAUGCCAGUUAUGCUCAAGUAUCGAAUGAGACCUCCACCUCCUGAGAUCUACUCAUUGCACAGGAAGUUGUCAGGAGCAUACUUAAUGAAUAUGAGACUAAAAACUAAGGUUAAUUGCAGAGACAUAUUUAUGAAUCUUUAUGAAUAAUAUAUAAAACUAUAAUGA